AGUGUCAAGCGGCCGAAUUUCGCGCUGCGCUCCCGGACCUACUGCGAAGAGACACCGCGUGGGCGAGUCCCUCCGGCGCCUUGAGUACUGUCUGAACGUUCCAGAAAUCUCCCUCCUGAAAGAAAGAUGAAGUUGUGGUACUUCCUAGGGCUCAUGAUAAUUAGUCUACUGUACUUCUGGAUCCCAUCAUCAAUGUGCUGCAACAAAGCUCUCUGUGCUAGUGAUGUCAGCAAAUGCCUAAUACAGGAGCUGUGUCAGUGCCGACCUGGUGAAGGAAACUGUUCUUGCUGUAAAGAGUGCAUGCUUUGUCUAGGCACACUUUGGGAUGAAUGCUGUGACUGUGUUGGUAUGUGUAAUCCUCGGAAUUAUAGUGACACACCGCCCACUUCGAAAAGUACUGUGGAGGAGCUGCAUGAACCAAUCCCUUCCCUUUUCCGGGCACUUACAGAAGGUGAAACUCAGCUGAGCUGGAAAAUUGUGUCCUUUCCCGUUGCAGAAGAACUGUCACAUCAUGAGAAUUUAGUUUCAAUUUUAGAAACAGUGAACCAUCCCCAGCAUCAGAAUGUUUCUGUUUCAAACAACAACGUCCAUGCUUCAUAUUCUAGUGAAAAAGAACGCGUGUGUACGGUGGUUUACUUUGAUGACUGCAUGUCAAUACACCAGUGCAAGAUCUCUUGUGAAUCUAUGGGUGCUUCCAAAUACCGAUGGUUUCACAACGCCUGCUGUGAAUGUAUUGGACCUGAAUGUGUCGACUACGGGAGUAAAACUGUAAGAUGCGCAAAUUGUAUGUUCUGAAGUUAAACCAUUCAGUUUUAAUAUUGCAGAUGCCAAAGAAUAUGUGUGUGGGGGGAGGGGGAUAUAUCUUGCAUGUAUUACUUUGGAUGGUACAACUGCAGCACAACUGAAGGGACUAGAGAUGUGUAAUAUUUUAAAUGUGUUUUUUUACACUUUAAAUCAUUGGAACAAU
This is a messenger RNA of Candoia aspera, 967 nucleotides long. RefSeq names its product twisted gastrulation BMP signaling modulator 1 (gene TWSG1). The transcript is spliced from 5 exons. The coding region runs from base 127 to 795 and encodes 222 amino acids. Gene Ontology annotation, biological process: regulation of BMP signaling pathway. NCBI's taxonomy places the organism in Eukaryota, Metazoa, Chordata, Lepidosauria, Squamata, Candoiidae. The record is from RefSeq and is a predicted model, not a curated record.